Molecule: messenger RNA, 1547 nt
Organism: Lytechinus variegatus (green sea urchin)
Lineage: Eukaryota; Metazoa; Echinodermata; Echinoidea; Temnopleuroida; Toxopneustidae
Gene: alkbh7
Product: alpha-ketoglutarate-dependent dioxygenase alkB homolog 7, mitochondrial-like
Exons: 5
Coding region: 92-1024 (310 amino acids)
Biological process (GO): fatty acid metabolic process; DNA damage response
Cellular component (GO): mitochondrial matrix
Source: RefSeq, a predicted model, not a curated record
AGAUUACUCUGCCUCUGGAAUUUGUACUUGAAAUUUCGACAGUUCUAAUUAGUAACAGAGAAAUUCGGUGAAGGUAUCACCAGAAUUUAAUAUGACUGGAUCAAGGUCACUUCUCAUCAGAGUACCACUACCCACCUUCUCCAGUAUUGUCCACCGUGUGAGGGAAGGGCUGCUAGAAGUAGGAGAACUUGUCUACCCUUCCAGAACAAGCAAUAUUUGCAAAAGAAUGACGAUUAACUCACAUCCUAGGCUCAUUCAACACAAGUCUGGCCAAUCUUCAUCAGCAAUAGGAUUACGGUCAAAGCCGUCAAAUUGUCAGGUUUCAUCCACAUCUUUGCAGCUAUCAGCUUCUCCUUUGCAAUCAUCAGCAUCUUUGCCAUCACGGCUGCUGUGUAGUUCUUCAGUAAACUCACUGAGUCAUUCCCGGGGGCAUCCAAGAUUGCUCGAGUGCAGUGAUGAGAGAACUCAGGGGAUUGCGGAGAAAGAUUUUAUCAUCAUUGAAAACUUUGUCACAGAAGAAGAGGAGACAUCUUUACUGAGGGAAGUUGAAAAGUUUCUGAAAAAAGUGCGCUAUGAAUACGACCACUGGGAUAAUGCAAUACAUGGAUUCAGAGAAACAGAGAAAUCUCGCUGGUCUGAGGUUAAUAGUCCUAUCAUCCAAAGGAUACGGGACCAAGCCUUCCCAGCUGGUUCCCCACAGCUCACCCUUGUGCAUGUCUUGGACCUGGCCCAGAAUGGUUACAUUAAGCCUCAUGUAGACAGUGUCAAGUUUUGUGGUUCAACCAUUGCUGGGUUGUGUCUGUUAUCUCCUGCAGUCAUGAGACUAGUCCAUGAAGAAAACAACGAUCAAUGGGUCAAUGCACUUCUUAACCCAAGGAGCCUAUACAUAAUGAGAGACAGAAUGCGGUAUGACUACACCCAUGAGGUCUUAAAAGAAGAGGAAUCGGUCUUCAGAGGGAGCCCUGUACCAAGACAAAGACGUAUCUCCAUCGUGUGCCGUACGGAAGUACCUCAAUCUUCAUAGCAAGAAUAUGUUGAAAAUCAUCUGUGUUAAUUCUGAAGUGAUUUGGAACCCCUAGAUAGCCAUCUUCAUUACCAUCAUUACUUUUCUUUCUAACAGAAGUACAUUUAGGCCAAGCUUCUAUUUUGCAGCUGAAAUUUGGAUGUUUUCUAUAAAAACCAAACUUUGACUUUUGGAAUAUUUUUAACAUUAAUAUGUAAUUUUCUAUAGAUAAAGAAUUUAUUCUGUAAGUUUACGAUAGCAAUUCAAGUCUGCUAUAAGAAAUAAACUGUAGUUGAAGUCUUCAAGAUAACGCAAAGGUUAUUUCCAAGACUAAAACCCAGCAUGAAGUUAAUAAGCUGUUUGCAUAAAUCACUUAGAAUGAUGCACCAAAAUAAUUCAAGUACAUAAAAUAUGAAAAACAGUCUCAUUUAUGUGUAUGUUAUAUUUAUUUCAAUUCAUCUUUCGCAUCAUUGCUUUAAAAUAAUUAGAAGUGAAUAGUAAUUAUAUAAGAUCUGCUUCGUUGUUCUGUUAUUUCAAACCAAAA